Exophiala viscosa is the source of this 2866-nucleotide messenger RNA. Its product is annotated as WSC domain-containing protein. The record is from RefSeq and is a predicted model, not a curated record. NCBI's taxonomy places the organism in Eukaryota, Fungi, Ascomycota, Eurotiomycetes, Chaetothyriales, Herpotrichiellaceae. The transcript has 4 exons. Bases 225 to 2720 code for a protein of 831 amino acids.
AUCUUUUUGCUGCAAGCCCAUAGGUAGGUGAGAACGAUACCUUAUAAUGAAAUGGCAGCUGGUCGGAGCAAGCCUUGCCAAUUGCGGCCAAUAUACGUCCCAAGGCAGUCAUGUUCUCUCUUUGAUGUCGGCUUGAGAGGACAAAAUCAUACCAUGCUCGCCCGGUUCUUCUCUUCUUCCUCAGGUUUGGGCUUUUCGUUGCAAGACUCCGUCAAGUCGCAAAGAUGGCAAACUUCCAACAUGCGCUGUUGGCAAUCUUUCUCAGCUUGAGCUUUGGCAAUGUCGACGCCUUCUGGCGUAUGCGCUGUGGUACUGUCCAGGUUGGACGAGUCGAUCCCAUCAUCUCGCCUGGUGGAGUUUCCGGUCAUGCUCAUACUAUUGCUGGAGCUAGCAAUAUCAACACCACGUCGACCUAUGAUAGCCUCCAAGCCUCUUUCUGCACCUCAUGCGAGAUCCAGGCGGACAAAAGCGCUUAUUGGACCCCUCAGAUGUAUUAUCGACAUCGUAACGGCACAUUCGAAGACGUCCCUCACGAUGGUACCGUCGUCUAUUAUCUUGACCGUGGUAAUGACGUAGCCAACAUUAAGCCUUUCCCUAAAGGCAUUCGUAUGCUUUCUGGAGACGCUGCCGCCAGAGCAUAUGACAAUACCACUAUGACGUGGGAUGGAUCAAAUCCUGUAUCCGGUCGAGUCAGCUUCGCCUGCCUAUCCAGCGCAGAAGGAAUUCCAGAAACGCCAGCCCUCAACCAGACCGACUGCGACGAGGGCCUGCGUGCUCAAAUACAAUUUCAGAGUUGUUGGGAUGGCGUCAAUCUGUACAAAUCUGACCAGAGCCACAUGGACUAUCUGUCAGGCGUGGACAAUGGUAAUUGCUCCCCGACCCAUCCAGUACUCCUUCCCUCCCUGUUCUUCGAGGUCAUCUACUUUCCCAACGAGAUCGACCAGACCGACGGCGGCUAUUUUGUGUUUGGUCAGGGAGACACUACUGGCUAUGGUUUCCACGGCGACUUCUUGAACGGAUGGGACACUACAGUCCUUGAAGCUGCCAUGUCCGAAUGCAUGGGUCCAAACGCGACCAACGAUGGUGUCACUACCGCGUGUCCUGCGCUGGCCGCUGUCGAUGACCAAUAUUUCGACAUCAACUGCCCACUACAACCACCAGUCAUCGACGAAAAAGUCACUGGCCUGCUCAACGUCCUGCCCGGCUGCAACCCGCCGACCGGCGGCCCAGCACGCGCCACACAGAACAUCUGCCCGAUCCAGCCGUACUACGAGAACAUCACGAACCUCGACUACAAGAACCGUUCAGUCGCCACGCCUGGUGACGUGAUCGCCGACUGGACGUAUGUGGGCUGCGCGUUAGACGAUAGCACUCCCCGACCCCUUGUCGGUGACUACUACACCAAUGCCACCGGCAUGAGCAUAGAGACUUGCACAGCGUGGUGCGGCCAGAAAGGCUACUAUUACGCCGGUUUGGAGGAUUCGUCUGGCUGUUACUGCGGCAGUGCGCUCAACUGGCCCAUCCAGAACCAGACUGUCUGCACCCAGCAGGACUACAUGGCCUGCGCGGGCGACCUGUUCGAGUUCUGCGGCGGGUUCCAACUCAUGCAGAUCUGGAGUUCUAAUUCGUACACGGGCCCGUCGAUCAAAGGGCUCCCCGUGGUUGGAAACACGACAUUGACGGUCGCCAAUGGCACCAUCGCAACAUAUCAGGGCUGCUACAAGGAGGCCGUCGGGGGUCGAGCCUUGACAGGAAAGUCAUACAUCAACGACACGACCAUGACGAUCGAGGUCUGCGCCGCGUUCUGCGCAGACGGAGGCUACGACCUUUUCGGUACCGAGUAUGCUGAUGAAUGCUAUUGCGACAACAGCAUCUCAACCUCGUCAAUCCCGCAGAACGACUGCGAUAUGCUUUGCGCUGCCGACGAGACCGAGUUCUGCGGUAGCGGUGGCAUAUUGUCCGUCUGGUCUCUGCCAGGGUACAUCGCGACGAGUUCCUCUUCAUCUGGCACAAGCCCGACAACGCCGCUCGCCACCAACAUCUCGUACAUAGGCUGCUAUUCGGACGGGGCAGUACGGGCUUUGCCGUCCAUCUCCGAGGGAACAAAGAUGACCGUCGACGAGUGCGCGCAGGCUGCGCAGAGUCAGAACCUGGCGUACUUCGGCUUGGAGUUCGCCUCGCAAUGUUAUGGCGGCAGCGUGCUCAGCUCGACUUCCACGCUCCUCGAUGCCUCGUCUUGCAAUAUGCAGUGCGCGGGCAACAGUACUGAAACCUGCGGCGGACCUAACGCUCUCUCGCUCUACAAUAACACGGCGUACGUCAAACCUUACAAUCCGAACCCGGUGGAUGUGUCGGGCAACACGGGGACCCAGUACAGUUACAUGGGAUGCUACCUGGAGGGUAUUGGGAACAGAGCCUUGGGAUCUACUGCCAAGUAUACAUCCGUCCAGGUCAACAAUGGCAGCUUGACCGUGGAGUGGUGUGCGUCGUACUGUUUCGCCAACGCGUACGCCUACAUGGGCGUCGAGGAUAAUUACCAGUGCUUCUGCAACAAUGCCGGACCGAUCAAUAAUGCUACCCUGUCUACGAACCCGGAUGCGGACUGUGAUAUGAGCUGCGCCGGAAAUCCGAAGGAGAUUUGUGGUGGGGAUAGCACAUUGAACAUUUACCACUUGGCGAGCAAUAGUAAGAGACGUGGAUUGAGGUCGCUGACUUGGUAGGACGUGGUGAUGAAGCUUGACCAGGGGAUUGGUCGAAAGUGGGCUAGGGCAGAGGAAAGCAAGAGUCUAUACAAGGAAUCUCAAGAAAAAUGAUCGGAAUGGCUGUUUCUGUUCGCCGCCUAGACAAAGUCAAUGCGAGUUGGGGC